This is a messenger RNA of Anolis carolinensis (green anole), 978 nucleotides long. RefSeq names its product class I histocompatibility antigen, F10 alpha chain-like. Lineage: Eukaryota; Metazoa; Chordata; Lepidosauria; Squamata; Anolidae. The record is from RefSeq and is a predicted model, not a curated record. Gene Ontology annotation, cellular component: external side of plasma membrane. Gene Ontology annotation, biological process: immune response. The transcript has 2 exons. Bases 1 to 963 code for a protein of 320 amino acids.
AUGGCGCUGCCUCUGUGGCUUCUCCUGGGCCCGGCCUGCCUCUCUCUCUUCCUCCUCGGUGACUCCGUACUUGCCCUGCCCAAGGGAACCGCCGAGCCAGAGAUGGCUCCAGGUGCUUCCUUCCACUUCCUGCGUUUCUUCUACACGGGGGUGACGGAGUCCAGCCCGGGGGUGCCACAUUUCGUGAUUGUGGGCUACGUGGACGACCAGCUCUUUUUUCAAUAUGAUGCCCAAACUAGGAAGGCUGUGCCUCGAGUCCCUUGGAUGGAGAAGGUGGGGGAGGCAGAUCCUCAGUACUGGGUUGAGCAAACCCAGGUAGCGCAGAACGCAGAAGUUGGAUUCAGAGUGGAUUUGGCAAAUCUGCGGGAGCGUUACAACCAGACCGGAGGAUUUCACACCUGGCAGUGGAUGUACGGCUGUGAGCUGAGGAAAGACAGGAGCAAAGGAGGGUAUUACCAGUAUGCCUAUGAUGGGAGGGGCUCCCUCAGUUUUGACAAAAAGACCCUCACCUGGACAGCAGCCGAUGUCCCGGCUCAGAUCACCAAGAGGAGGUGGGAGAGGGAGAAAAUUCAAGCCCAGCGCUUCAAUCACUACCUGGAGGGGGAAUGUAUUGACUGGCUGCAGAAUUACCUGGACUACGGGAAGCAGACCCUGCUGAGGACAGAGCGCCCUGUGGGGAGGGUGAGUCGCACGACAGCCAGCGAUGGCCAGGAGGCCCUCAUCUGCCAGGCCCACGGCUUCCACCCCAGAGAGAUUGAUGCCACCUGGAGAAAGGGGGAGGAGAACAUGGACCAUGAGACCCUCCGUAGGAACAUUGCUCCCAACUCCGAUGGGACCUACCACACCUGGCUCAGCAUCGAGAUUGAUCCCAAAGAGAUGGACCUCCUCCGGUGCCAUCUGGAACAUGCCAGCCUGUCCACGCCUAUGGUCCUGGCGUAUGAAGAGCCUGGCGUCAACAUUUGAGUUAUUGUGGGAGCC